CGUUUGCUCUCUCUCUCUUCUCGCUCGAUGUUCAGGAACGACUAGUGAGGAGGAACUCGCGCUAGUUCUGCGAGUCUGCACCAAGUUUGUGACCUGGAAUAAACGAGACACUUCUAAAAAGCGCGGCGUCGAGAGGAGCCUUAAACCGUCCUGAGAAAGGGGAAGAGCAGAUUUAAAGACGUAUAUUCCCCAAAGACAGCGCCAUGAGUCGCAGCAUUGUGCGCCAGAGUAAAUUCCGGCAUGUUUUUGGGCAAGCGGUGAAAGCGGAUCAAAGUUAUGAUGAUAUCCGGGUUUCCAAAGUGACAUGGGACAGUUCCUUCUGUGCAGUUAACCCAAAGUUUCUGGCGGUUAUAGUGGAGUCCAGUGGAGGCGGGUCCUUUCUGGUUCUGCCGCUCUCAAAGGUGGGUCGAGUGGACAAAAACUACCCUCUAGUGAUUGGACACUCGGGGCCUGUUCUGGACAUUGACUGGUGUCCUCACAAUGACAAUAUACUGGCCAGCUGCUCCGAAGACACCACUGCCAUGGUAUGGCAGAUCCCUGACCACACUCCCUCUCGUCCCAUCAGUGAGCCCAUUGUGGUGCUGGAGGCUCACUCUAAACGCGUGGGCAUCAUUAAAUGGCACCCCACUGCCCGCAACAUACUUCUCACUGCAGGCAGUGAUAAUCUGAUCAUCAUCUGGAAUGUGGGCACUGGAGAACCCUUGAUCACAAUGGAUGAUCAUCCUGAUCUCAUCUAUAAUGUCAGCUGGAACUACAACGGUAGCCUGUUCUGCACCACCUGCAAGGACCGGCGCCUCCGAGUGUGCGAUCCCCGGAAAAACGAGGUGGUGGCGGAAAGACUGUCCCCACAUGAGGGUAUCCGGCCAAUGAGAGCCAUUUUUACAAAAGAGGGCAACAUUUUCACCACAGGUUUCACCAGGAUGAGCCAGAGAGAGCUUGGCCUGUGGGAUCCGACUAAUUUUGAAGAGCCCAUAGCAUUACUGGAGUUGGACACAAGUAAUGGAGUUUUAUUGCCUUUUUAUGAUCCAGACACUAACAUAGUGUAUCUCAGUGGCAAGGGUGACAGCAGUAUUCGGUAUUUUGAGAUCACAGAGGAGCCUCCCUAUGUGCAUUACAUCAGCACAUUCAGCAGCAAGGAGCCACAGAGAGGAAUGGGCUUCAUGCCCAAGAGAGGAGUGGACGUCAGCAAGUGUGAGAUUGCCAGAUUAUAUAAACUCCAUGAAAGAAAGUGUGAGCCUAUUAUGAUGACAGUACCCAGAAAGUCGGACCUGUUCCAGGAUGAUCUGUACCCAGACACAGCAGGCCCAGAGCCGGCUCUGGAACCUGAAGAAUGGAUUGAUGGACGAGACGCAGACCCCAUUUUAGUGUCCAUGAGGGAUGGCUAUGUUCCUCCAAAGAGUAGGGAGCUAAAGGUGUCCAAGAAGAAUGUUUUAGACACCAGACCUACAACACGUAGAAGCAUGUCUGCCGUGGAUGGAAGUAGUUUGCCUCCUCAGUUGUUGGAGAAGCUUGUUGAGGAGAUCCAAAAUCUGAAGGCCACAGUUCUUUCUCAGGAGAAACGAAUCUGUGACUUAGAGAAUAAGCUCUCUAAAUACACUAAUGGCACAGUCUGAAUAAAGUUAACUCGUCCUGUACACACUGCGCGAUUCACUGCUAACCCCUCACAACUAAAGUAUGAGCACAGAUUGGCCAAGCCACCUCAACUCACCCCAGAAUUUUAUCAACAACGUAACUCACUGUGACUUCUUGACUUCACUUGCUUUUUCUAAACGUGAAUAAAUACAUCUAUCCGGUAGUUACAUUUCAAAUCACUAGGAUAUUUAAUUUGGCAAAGGCACUUAUAAUGCUCGUCCUGAUGCUUUGUAGAAAAAAUUGUUAAUAUUGUGUAGUAGUACACAAUAUUAGCCAUUUUCCUUAAAUGCUUAAGGAAUCACAGCAGGAUGAAUUUACGUCAGCUAGGCAAAACCACCUUCAUUUUAGGAUUUACAGGUCCUUUGAUGUACUUACUGCUUUUUUACCCUUCAGUGCUGACAAAAAAUGAAAUGUAGCUCCAGCUUUCUGUAGUGGUUAACAGUCACAGUGUCUUUGGUAGUCUCUGUGUGAACAUACCUCAUUGUAAAGACCAGGACAUGGGAUCAGAUGGUAGCAUAUGUAGCUCUUAUUUAGUCGGCUCUGGACAAGCAACAUUUAUGGCAUGAGUAUGAUAUUUCAGGAAAGUAGCGAGCUUAGUAAUGCUAAUACACUACACGAUUUUUGCUGCGCUUUGCACAUAACAUAACAGAUCAGCGACAAUUUAGUUAUUAAUCACUUACCCCCAUGUCAUUCCAAACCGGAAAUACAAUUUAAGAUAUCUUAAAUGCAAACCGAAAGGGUUGUGACCGUCAAGGUAGAGAAAUGCAUGAAAAACAUUGUCAGGAUACUCCAUCUGCCGUCAGUAGUUCAAGUAGAUCUGAAUGAUACAAAGCGAUGAGAAUAAUAUUUGUACGCCUUUAUACAAUAACAAACAAUGCUUUUACAGGUUUAGAACGACAUGGGGGUAAGCCAUGGAUGACGAUAUUUUCAUUUUGGUGUAGAGUGACCCUUUCACUAUUUCACUAGGAGUCCCCAUUUUUUGUUUACAAAAACCAUUUGAAUUCCUUCGAAAUCAAAAUGGUGAUCCACAAAAAGCUAUCUAAAAAAAAACCAGAAACAACAAAAAAAGACUUAAUACGUAGAAGAGAUUGGUUGAGAUGAUGACUUCUCAAUAUUUCCCUUGCGCAUCAUGUUUUCCUCUCAUUAGCUGUAGGUCAUUCUAAUGUCAUUUCCAGUCAAAACACAUUUCGCACCGAAAGAUUUUUACAGUCUCAGACAGGCCCAGAUAUUUAGCUGGCUAAUUACUUCUCAGGCAUCAGUGCUUUUUUCAGAUUGCGUUUUUCCUCUAUGACCUCACAUUCGAUAACACUCACAUAAACAAGCUUCGACUUGCUUAGAUUUUUUGGCUGACCUACAGAAAAAUCAUCUUGUUGGUGAUCUCCAGAAAAAUAGGGCCUAAAAUCGUGUAGUGUAUAUCCAGAUUGAGAUUUCUGUCCAUCAGUUCUUGCCAUUUUAUUGUAGUAGUUCACCCCAAAAUGAAGUAUUCUUGUUAUACUAACCCUCAUAUUGUUCCAAACUAUUCUUUUUUUUAAUAAAAUAUAAAAGUGGUUGCUAAAUGUCCAAGCUGCUCUUUUCCAUACAAUGAAUGUGACUCCAAAAAGUAACAAAAGUGGUCCGUGUGACUCAUGCUCUAUAUACCAAAUGUUCUGAAGGCUUCCAAGAACUUUUUUGGGGAACAAACAUGGCAUCACAAGAUGCAUCAUGCCAUCAGCAACUAAAGAUGAUAAGUUGAGGUUCGUGCGCAACAGAUUUCGUAUAUCUAAACAUCUUUAAAACAAAACAAGCACAUAUUCUGUUUAAGAUCUAUAUCUACUUUUGGUCUGUUCUUCAUAAAUAACUAUGCGUAGACGUGACGUAUAGUGUAAAUACGUAUUAGUAUUUUGUUUACACUUUAUUUUGUGUUCUUGUUACAGUGCAAUUAUAACAUUAAUUACAUUAUCUGUGUAUUUACAAUAUGGUUAGGGUUAUGCAUGUAAUUAUGCAUAAUUGUUUGUUAUUAUAAUAGUUUUAAUUAAAAUAGUGUGUAACAUGUGUAACAAGCACACCUUAAAAUAAAGUGUUACCUAUACUUUUACUUUUUCUCACCUUUGUGCAAUAAAAGUGUGAGAAACAUUUCAAAAAGAAAACAGCGUGAACAUUCUAGAUGAGAUUAAAAUGUAUGUAGAUAAAUGAAGACAGAAUUUUCAUCUUUGGGUGAACAUUUCCUUAAGGCAGGUGGCUCCUGGUACAGUCUUUAUAUAAGGUAUAGUGCAGGCCAAUGAUUAAUCGCAUCCAUAAUAAAAGUUUUUAUUUA
Molecule: messenger RNA, 3925 nt
Organism: Puntigrus tetrazona (Sumatra barb)
Lineage: Eukaryota; Metazoa; Chordata; Actinopteri; Cypriniformes; Cyprinidae
Gene: coro6
Product: coronin 6
Exons: 11
Coding region: 204-1613 (469 amino acids)
Biological process (GO): actin filament organization; cell migration
Molecular function (GO): actin filament binding
Source: RefSeq, a predicted model, not a curated record